Messenger RNA from Cinclus cinclus, 5180 nucleotides. It is a transcript of the gene BCL6, whose product is annotated as BCL6 transcription repressor. Gene Ontology annotation, biological process: negative regulation of transcription by RNA polymerase II; regulation of immune system process; regulation of cytokine production. NCBI's taxonomy places the organism in Eukaryota, Metazoa, Chordata, Aves, Passeriformes, Cinclidae. Bases 1892 to 4021 code for a protein of 709 amino acids. Gene Ontology annotation, molecular function: protein binding. The record is from RefSeq and is a predicted model, not a curated record. The transcript is spliced from 10 exons.
UUUAAAAUGUUUCGGUUCAGGAGCUCAGCUGAGAAAUCGAAAUAAAAGCAGCACCCGGGGACUUUGUGUCCAAGGUGGCCGCUCCGUGGGCUCGCCAGUGCUGGAAUCAGUAGCUCCGAGCAACUGCACCGGGGGACCGAGGACACCGUGACCUGCGGUGGUUAUUCUCGUAAACAAAUUUCUAUUAAUCACCAGGGCCUGGGAAUGCCUUCACAGUCCAGAGCGUGCCUUACCCCGCUCCCCACCACCCGACCGGCAGCUCGCAGCCCAAAAACCCGAGCGGGAAAGCGAACCGAGCGAUCCGAACCAACCCUUGCCGCAGGCCCCCAAGAAAUAAACACACGAGGCUGGGGGACAGACGUAAGAAAUCUCCACGGAUUUACAUCCAGGGAGCUACAUUUCCACUGAGGAGCGGGGAAGGUUGGGGUGACAGGUCCCCUCCUCUGCACCCCCUACGAAACCCAGCCGAGACACUGAGUGCCAAGGCUCUGCGAUAUUCCCUCCCCUCCCAGCAAAGGCCUCUGCCCAGCAAGAGGCAAAAAGUGCAAAAAUAAAAUCCCUUUCCAGAAAAGCCAAAGCGAUUUUGCAUCCCCAGCACAGUACAACAAUUCCAUACAAACAGAAUAUUUAUAGACUUACAGGUUAUUUUGCAACAAUAACAAAACAGCUACACAGAAUUAACCCACCACUUGAAUGUCCUGGAAAAGAGAACACGCAUGGAAAUAAUAAAAAAAGAAGAAUUUCAUCAAAAUCUUUUUUUUUUUUUUUUUGGUCUGGAGAAUUCUGGCAAAGAAAUUAAAAAGAAGAAAAAAAUAAUUAAAAUAAAACCAAAAACGAAUACGGGGAGUUCACGGGGAACCGUCUUUUAAGGAAGAAGCUUCUUUCCCCAAUAGUAAAUCCCAUUGGAGGCCCUGAGCCGAGUGUGGCUGUUUGCAAAAAACAAUAUUAAAAAAAAAAAAAAGCUGAAUGAGGAAAAAAAUUAUUAAAGAAAAAAAGUAAAAAUCCAGAACAAUGUAGCUGGCUCCUUGCUUUGCUCGCUGGGUUGUUUGGUUGGUUUGGGGUAUUUUUUAGUGGGGGGAGGGUGCUUUAGAAACGCGAAAGUAACCCCCCCGCCCCAAAAUAAAAAAAAAAAAUAAAAAGACAUAAAGAUAAAUUAUAAUUAAAAAUACAUAUAUAUGCAUCUAUACAUAUAUAUAAAAAAUAAAAGACGCGGGUAUUUUUUUUUUCCAAGAUCUCUUCGCUCGUUUUCGGAGAGGUUUGGGAGAAAGGGGAAAAAAAAAAAAAAACCCAGAAGAAGAAAAACAACCAAAAGCGAAGGCUGGUGAUGGUAGGGGGUGUGAUGUGUGUUUGCACCGCCCGGAGCUGUGCCCGGGACCCCCCGGUUUCCUCUCUUUCCUCUCUCUCUCCUCCUCCCGCCGCCGCCGCCGCCGCUGCUCGGUCCGCGCCGCGCGCGCUGCUCCGCGCCCGCGCGCCCCCCACGUCACCGACAGCACCCGCCGCCACGUGACCCGCCGCCCGGGCGCGACCACUACUGAAGGGGGGGGAACGGGGAGGGGGAUGAACGGGGGGCGACACCGUGCGACCCCCCCCGCCGCCGCCGCGGCCCCCCGGGAUACGCGCCUCUCCUCGCCGACCCCGUUGGCGGCCUCCUCGGAGCGGGGCGAACAGCCGGAGGGGCGCGGCGGCGGGGAAGGUGCGGAUGGGGGAGGUCCGUGGCCCUCCCCAUGCCGAGCGCGAUGGUAGAGUCCGCAGCUCAAAUUCCGAGAAUUGGGCUCUGUUGAUUCUUAGAACUGGGGUUCUUAGAAGUGGUGAUGCAAGGAGUUUCUAGGAAAGCCCGGAGACCAGGUUUGAAAGAAACUUUUGGACUGUGAAUUGAGGCAUUGGACUCAAGAUGGCCUCUCCGGCAGACAGCUGCAUCCAGUUCACCCGCCACGCGAGCGACGUCCUCCUCAAUCUCAACCGCCUUAGAAGCCGGGAUAUCUUGACUGAUGUUGUCAUCAUUGUGAACCGGGAGCAGUUCAGAGCCCACAAAACAGUCCUCAUGGCCUGCAGUGGCCUCUUCUACAGCAUCUUCACUGACCAGCUCAAGUGCAACUUGAAUGUCAUCAACCUGGAUCCUGAAAUUAACCCUGAGGGGUUUUGCAUCCUCUUGGACUUCAUGUACACCUCCCGCCUGAACUUGAGGGAGAACAAUAUCAUGGCUGUGAUGGCCACAGCACUCUACCUGCAGAUGGAGCACGUAGUUGACACCUGCCGAAGAUUUGUCAAGUCUAGUGAAGCAGAGAUGGUGUCUGCUGUGAAGACCCCAAGGGAAGAGUUUCUGGCAGGACGGAUGCUGGGCCACCCAGAGGUGAUGGCUUAUCGGAGCAGAGAUGUCUCAGAGAAUGGCAUGCCUCUUCAAAACGGGUCCCUCUGCAGUGGGAGGGCCUUUGCACCUGGCUUGAUCAACAGUUUGUCUGGAUCCCCCCUUUCCUACCACGGUUACAGCCCUCUCCCUCUAAAUAGCUUCCUAGUCGAUGAUGAGUUGCGGGAGAUGAGGAUGCCUCUCUCUGAACUCUCAAGGGCAGGUGCCUUCCCCAAGGAGAGGAUCCUGCCUUGUGACAGCUCCAGGACAAUCCCCACUGAGUAUGUGAGAACCAUUACCGACAUCUCUGCCAACAUGUGCCACGCUACCAUCUAUGCUCCAAAAGAAGGUGCUGCUGAGGAAGCCAGGAGUGACAUGCACUACAGCGUGGCCUCUGGGCCCAAACCUGUCAUCCCUUCAGUCCGGAACAAUCCCUACUUCCCUUGUGAUAAAGUGGCCAAAGAGGAGGAGCGGACCUCUUCAGAGGAUGAGAUCAGCCAGCACUUUGAACCCACCAACACACCCCUGGACCGCAAGGGACUCAUCAGCCCUCAGAGCCCACAGAAGUCAGACUGUCAGCCCAACUCACCAACUGAGUCCAGCAGCAGCAAGAAUGCCCGUAUUGGUCAGAACUCCAGCUCCCUCUUCACCAAGAGCCCCACAGACCCCAAAGCCUGCAACUGGAAGAAGUACAAGUUUAUUGUCCUCAACUCUCUCAACCAGAACACCAAGCAAGACAGCGCUGACCAGAAUGAGAUGGGAACCCUCUCUCCUCGCACCUACGUGCCCAUGUCCACUUGUCAGCAGUCCAUGGAGCCAGAGCAUCUCAAUGUGCAAUCCCCCACCAAGAUAAGCGUGAAUGGUGAAGACUCUACUAUUCCACAAGCGAGCAGACUCAACAAUAUUGUUAACAGGUCCCGGGACGGGUCACCUCGGAGCAGCGAAGGGCAGUCCCCACUGUACAUGCAUUCUUCGAAGUGCAGCUCCUGUGGCUGCCAGUCCCCACAGCAUACUGAGAUGUGCCUUCAUACCCCUGGCUCAAACUUUGGAGAAGAGAUGGGGGAAACCCAGUCUGAAUACUCUGACUCCAGCUGUGAGAACGGAGCUUUCUUCUGCAAUGAGUGUGACUGCCGGUUCUCUGAGGAGGCCUCUCUCAAGAGACAUUCUCUGCAAGUCCACAGUGAUAAGCCCUACAAGUGUGACCGCUGCCAGGCCUCCUUUCGCUACAAGGGGAACCUCGCCAGCCACAAAACAGUCCACACAGGAGAGAAGCCGUACCGUUGCAACAUCUGCGGGGCACAGUUCAACCGACCAGCUAACCUGAAAACCCACACACGCAUCCACUCUGGGGAGAAACCCUACAAGUGUGAGACUUGCGGGGCCAGAUUUGUCCAGGUGGCCCACCUCCGUGCUCACGUGCUCAUUCACACUGGGGAGAAGCCGUACCCCUGUGAGAUCUGCGGCACGCGCUUCCGGCACCUGCAGACCCUCAAAAGUCACCUUCGAAUCCACACGGGAGAGAAACCGUAUCAUUGUGAGAAGUGCAACCUGCAUUUCCGCCACAAAAGCCAGCUGCGGCUCCACCUGCGGCAGAAGCACGGGGCCAUCACCAACACCAAGGUGCAGUACCGCAUCUCGGGCAGCGAGGUGCCCCCGGAGCUCCCCAAGGCCUGCUGAAGACACAGGAUUUCCCAGGAGGAGGUCGUCUUGGGGGGCACGAGGGGGGAAAAGCUGUUCUAAGGAUACUUGCAACACUUUAAAAGAGAGAGAAAAGAAAAAAGAGAGAGACAGAAAAAAUAUUCAUCACAUGAUGGAGUGCCUCUAAACCCAUAGUACAGAUAGGCGGAGAAACAUUAGAAAUUAAAAAAAAAAAAAUACAGAUACACGGGUUUUAUUUUUCCCAGUUAUGUGAAACAAAAAGAAAAAAUAAAAUUAUUCAGAUCUUACUGUAUAUAAAACAUUGAAAAAUUUAAAAUAGUCAUUUUAAAUGUCUGUGCAGUGGAGUGUUGAUAAACUCUGGAGUCUAACCUUCACAGCCUUUGCCGUUUGAAGAUGAGGAAUGUAAUGUUGAUUUAUGGGAACAGAUUUUUUUUCUUUUGUAUGCAAAAUGUGUGUUCUUUUAAAGAGAAAGUAUGCUAUUAAAGAGAGGGCUUUAACUUUUUUAACCAAAGGUGAAGGAAUCUAUGGCAGAGUUGUAAAUAUAUAUAGAUAUAAAUAUAUAAAUAUAUAUAUAUAAAAUAAAUAUAUAUAGACCUUUAAAAAAGCUAUAUUAAAAAUAUAUAAAAUGCAUUAAAGGCUCAGUUGGACUCUGCAGGCAGAAGCCACUCUGAGAAUCUUUAUUAUGAUAGAGCACUUAAGGAGAUAUUUUAAAGUAUUGCAUCUGUACAAGUAAGAAAAUAUUUUGUCUAAAUGCAUCAGUGUAUUUGUAUUUUUUUGCAAGUGAAGGUUUACAAUUUACAAAAAAAGUGUGUAUUAAAACAACAAAGCUGCAGAAGGAAUUUAAAAUAAUAAUAAAGUGUAAUUUUUUUGUUCUAGUUCUCAGUCUGUAUAUAUGUAAAAUGUGGUUUCGCACGGUGCCUUUCUUUUCAAUGGAAGUUUUCAGUGUAUGGACUAUAUUGAGCUCAGUUUCUUCAAGGUACAGCCUGAUGUUGCAAAAGGAGUUUUGAUGGAACUCUAGUGGAGGAAUGUUCUAUUUUUUUGUUUUGGAUUUUUUUUUUUGUUCUUAUUUUACAUGCUUGUGUUAUAAACAAUCUCGGGAGACAGGGUUUGGGCUGUGUCUAAACUGCAUUAAUGCAUUCUGUAAAAUAUAGCUGUACAAAUAAAAGAAUAAAAUGAA